CUGUAUAGGACCAUUGUUGGCAGUAAUAAUAGUUUUAACUAAAACCAAGGAGCUUAUUGGUGAUCAGCUGAUAGAAAGCACCCUUGCUGGAAACAUUAGUAUGGUUUAUCAAGGCCCAGGACAGGAAGGCUCUACAGGGGGUGAUUAAAACCACCAGAACACCACUGGUCCCAGCUACAGAGCAUCAGUGACAUCAGUGUAGUGAGAUGUCUGUACAGAGUCCAAAGAUACUAAAAGACAACACCCACCCAGCCACAGUUGCUGUGUCUCAAUUCUGCAUCUUUCAGAGGCCGCAUUUGAAGGCCAAUUACGUCAUUACAAGUGAAGGCUGUUCCAAUUUGAAGGUUCCUCCACAUGCGGCCCGCAAAUGCGGCCUUCUUUUACCUCUUUACCUCUCGCUACUCUUCUUUGUGGCCUAACAUAUCCCAAGAUUCUUUGUGCGCUGAAAAAGAAGAAAGAAAAGAGAGAAAAGGGCUUCACUUUUGCAAGCCUUAGCAUCAGAAAUCGUGAUGUAAGGGCAAUACAUCUGGUGAUGCAACCAGGAAAUACUCUGAAGGCUAGACCGUCUCAUUUAUAAACAGCUGACGUGGUUAAUAAGGUCUCUCUGAUGGACUUGCCUUCAAAGAUCACUAAGGCUGGUUCCUUUGAAGGAUGCAGACCCUGAAUUGAGACACAGCAAGUGUGUUCACCCUGCUGCCACCUGACAACAGAUACAGAAGUAUCUGCUGCCAUACCACCAGACUACACAGCAGCUUCUUUACCCAGGCUGUGAGUCUCCUCAACUCAUCCUCAACACUCCACUGUAAAAAAAAAAAAAGAAAAAAAGAAGGCUGUCUUGUAUAAAGUGCAGGAACUGCCACUUGCAUUUCAUGGUGAUAAAUUAAUCUUGAACCUGGAAUAAUCACAAGUGAAUUAAAUACUGUAGUGCACAUAAGUGUGCACUACAACAGAGAAUAGGUAAGGGCUUUGUUCAUCUUAAUUGAGUAUUGAUUAGAAUUGUGUGCAAAAUACCUGAACUGACUGCAUUAAAUCAUAGAAAUCAUCCAGAGAGACGGCUGUGUUCCCAUGUUUUCAUGUAAUUAUGUCAAAUAUUCUUCAACCAAAUCCUUUUCAGUCUCUUCUUUAUUAAAUGCAUGUUUAUUUGUGUGGCUGUCACCGGGCCUUCCCCUUCUACUAUUGUCUCCUAAUAGAAACAACACACAGUGGAGCAUAUGAGGCUUGUUAACUGCCUUUGUGUGUAGGCAUGUUCAGAACUGAGAAGUCCCGUCCUUCCCGACAUUCCCAUGGCUUGUGAAUGCAGCAUCAGAGGCAUCACUGCCGGUAGACGGAGCUCUUCAGUCUUACCUAACGCAAAAGCGAAACAUACACAAACAUGGCGAUAUCUCAGGCAGGCAAGAUGCAGUCCUCCGCUCUGUGCGCCUUAUAUUUAUUAGUCCUCUGGGUUGUUGGAAUAAAUUCGUCGACUCUUCGUCUUCAGCCGCAGCAGCGUUACAUUCUGCCGCAAAACAGAGGAUUUUUCACAAUAGAAGCAUACGAGGGUCUGGCAGACGGAGAUGGAGGAGGCGCCGCGGCUCCGCCGCUGCCUCUGGCCGCUCGUAGCGCCGCUGAAGGCGGGUGGGACUCCGGCGCCUACCCGCAGCAUCGAAGCCGCCGGAGCACCGGUGAACCGGCCAUGCCAAAGGUGUACGGACAGGCCAACCUGAACGACUCUCACAACCAGAUGGUGGUCCACUGGGCUGGAGAGAAGAGCAAUGUCAUCGUGGCCUUGGCCCGGGACAGUGCAGGAGCCACCGGGCCCAAAACCAGCUCUGUUUAUGUUUCCUAUGACUAUGGAACCACUUUCACACUCGUCUCGGAGAAAUUUCAGCUUUCAGGGGUCAAGGCCAAGGACGGCAACAAGCAGGUCAUCUCCCAGUUCUACCACAGCCCUGCAGACAACAGGAGGUACCUGUUUGUAGACUCCACCCAUAACUACCUGUGGAACACCUUUGACUUCUGCAAGAGUGUCCAGGGCUUCUCCCUGCCCUUCAAGCCAACGGACCUGCUGCUCCACAGCAGAAGAUCCAACCUGGUGCUCGGCUACGACAGCUCCCACCCAAACAAACAGCUGUGGAAAUCAGACGACUUCGGGGAAACAUGGGUGUUGAUCCAAGAGCAUGUGAAGUCCUACUUUUGGGGAGUGGAGCCCUAUGACCCCACCACCACAGUGCUGGUCCAGAGACACGAGCCACAGGGUGUCUCCACCAUCCUCAGCAGCACCGACUUCUUCCAGAGUGAACGCAACCGCAGAGUGAUCCUGGAGCAGGUCGACAGCUUCCAGCUCAGAGAAAAGUACAUGUUUGCUACCACCACAAGGAAACUGUUUGGCAGCCACGAACCUUCAUCUGUUCAGCUCUGGGUCUCCUACAACCGCCAGCCAAUGAAAGCUGCCCAGUUUAUGACUCGACAUCCAAUCACAGAAUAUUACAUUGCAGACGCAUCAGAGGACCAAGUGUUUGUGUGUGUGAACCACCUGAACAACGUCACACACCUGUACAUCUCAGACACACAGGGCCUGUCCUUCUCUCUGUCACUGGAGAAUGUUCUGUACUACAGUCCUGAGGGCUCCGGCAGCAACACACUGAUCAGGUACUUUGCCAAUGAGCCUUUUGCAGACCUUCACCGCGUGGAGGGGCUGCGAGGAGUCUUCAUCGCCACGCUCAUUAACGGCUCGGUCAGUGAGGACAACAUGCGAUCUGUCAUCACUUUCGACAAGGGGGGGACGUGGGAGCUGCUUCAGCCGCCUGCUGCCGACAGCCUGGGAGGAACUGUGGACUGCCAGCUCAGUAAAGGUUGCUCUCUCCACCUGGCCCAGCGCUGGAGCCAGCUGUUCAACAUCCAGCUGAGGAGGAUGCCCAUUUUAUCUAAGGACUCUGCACCAGGGCUCAUCAUGGCCACAGGAUCUGUAGGCAGGAACUUGGCCAACAAGCCUAAUGUGUAUGUAUCCAGCAGCGCUGGAGCCCGGUGGAAGGAGGCACUGGCGGGCCCUCAUUUCUACACAUGGGGUGACCAUGGUGGUAUCCUGGUGGCAAUCGCACAAGGAGGUGCCACCACACAUCUGAAGUUCAGCACCAAUGAAGGCGAGACGUGGACCGACUUCCAGUUCUCAGACAGAAAGGUGUACGUGUACCAGCUUCUGACUGAGCCCGGAGAGAAGAGCACCAUCUUCACCAUCUUCGGCUCCUACGCCGACCAGAGACACAGCUGGCUCAUCCUGCAGGUCAACACCUCUGACGUUCUGGGGGUGCCAUGUUCCGAGGCGGACUAUAAGCGCUGGUCUCCUUCAGAUGAGCAUGGUAACGAGUGUCUGUUGGGCAGAGAGAUCACAUUUAAGAGGCGAGCUCCCCACGCUACAUGUUUUAACGGAGAGGAGUUCGACCGGCCCGUUACCAUCUCCAACUGCUCCUGCACGCGCCAGGACUACGAAUGUGACUAUGGCUUCAAGCUGAGUGAAGACUUGUCUCUGCAGGUGUGUGUGCCUGACCCUGAGUUUCUAGGUGACCUCUAUGCUCCUCCAGUGCCAUGUCCUGUCGGUACCACCUACCGUCGUAGCAAAGGCUACAGAAGGGUAUCAGGCGACAGCUGUAGUGGAGGAGACGUGGAGUCCAGACUGGAUGGAGAGAUGCUGCCUUGUCCUGUCGGAGAGAGUAACGAGUUCAUCCUGUAUGCCGUGAGGAACUCCAUCCAUCGCUACGACCUGGCCACCGGCACAGACCAGGCUCUACCUCUGGCCGGACUCAGAGAGGCUGUGGCUCUGGACUUUGACUAUGACAGGAACUGCUUGUACUGGGCUGAUAUCUCACUGGACACCAUACAGCGGCUGUGUCUGAAUGGCAGUACAGGUCAGGAGGUUGUAGUGAGGAAAGAUCUGCAGAAUGUGGAGGCUCUGACCUUUGACCCCAUCAGUAGACUGCUGUACUGGGUUGAUGCUGGAGCGCAGAAGAUUGAGGUGUCUAACCCUGAUGGCGACCUGCGUCACACUUUGCUCAACUCUUCUAUCCUGGAACAUCCCAGAGCUCUGGUCCUGCUGCCUGGAGAGAGUCUGAUGUUCUGGACUGACUGGGGAGACAGAGCAGCUGGAGUUUACCGGAGCUUCAUGGACGGGACCAACGUGUCCUGCAUCGUGUCUGAGGGCGUCCGCUGGCCCAACGGGAUCACCGCUGACGACCACUGGCUGUACUGGACCGAAGCCUACAGCGACCGCAUCGAGAGGGCCGACUUCACCGGCGGCCAGAGGAGCGUUCUCAUGGAGGGGCUGCCCCACCCGUAUGCCAUCGCUGUCUUCAAGAAUGACCUGUACUGGGAUGACUGGUCCAGAAUGGGGAUCUUCAAAGCUUCAAAAGCUGGUUCCCAGAGCAAUGAGCUGAUUGUUGGCAGACUCACCGGAGUCAUGGACCUCAAGAUCUUCUAUAAGGGGAAGAACAGAGGCCAUAACGCCUGUGCCGACCAGCCGUGCAGCCUGCUGUGUCUGCCUCAGCCCGGCUACCGACACACCUGCGUCUGCCCGGACGGCUCCCCGACUGUCACCAUGCCCAAUGGAGAGCUGCAGUGUCAGUGUCCCACCGGCUACCAGCUCCAAAACAGCACAUGUGUCAAAACGGAGCACAGCUGUUUGCCGAACCAGUACCGCUGCUCUAACGGCAGAUGCAUCAGCAGCAUCUGGAAGUGUGACAGUGACAACGACUGCGGAGACAUGAGUGAUGAACAGGAGUGUCCUACCACGACCUGUGAUCCAUCCAACCAGUUCCGCUGCGUGGCCUCAGGGUCCUGCAUCCCCCUGGCCUUCAAAUGUGACCAUGAAGACGACUGCGGAGACAACAGUGAUGAAGAGCACUGUGAGUCUCACCAGUGUGGCCCAGGAGAGUUUACAUGUGCACGAGGUGUUUGUAUCCGUGAAGCCUGGCGCUGUGAUGGAGACAAUGACUGCAGAGACUGGUCAGAUGAGGCCAACUGCACAGUGGGCCACCAUACAUGUGAGGCCAACAGCUUCCAGUGCCACACAGGUCACUGCAUACCUCAGCGCUGGAUGUGUGAUGGUGAUGACGACUGCCAGGAUGACUCGGAUGAAGACCCCCAUUAUUGUGAGGGAACCCGGUGUAAUGGCUUCCAGUGCUCCAAUCACACCUGCCUUCCAGCCACCGCACACUGCAACGGCAUUCAGGAGUGUUCAGACGGCGCUGAUGAGCACAACUGUGACCCCCUGUGUACCCGCUACAUGGAGUUCGUAUGUAAGAACCGAGCCCAGUGUCUGUUUCAGUCCCUGGUCUGUGAUGGGAUCAAACACUGUGAGGACGGUUCUGAUGAGGAUGCUGGGUAUGCUGGAUGUGCCACGCCAUCUGAGUUUGGAAAAGUGUGUGAUGCCUACACCUUCCAGUGUGCCAACGGAGUGUGUGUGAGCCUGGAGUGGAAGUGCGACGGCAUGGAUGAUUGUGGGGAUUACUCCGAUGAGGCCAACUGUGCUGCUCCCACUGAGGUCCCAGGCUGCUCCAGGUAUUUCCAGUAUGAGUGUAGAAACGGACGCUGCAUUCCAACUUGGUGGAAGUGUGACGGAGAGAACGACUGUGGGGACUGGUCUGAUGAGGCCCAGUGUACAGGUGGUGUUACUCCACACACGGUCGCCCCUGGUCCUUCUACUUGUGCCCCCAACCGCUUCCACUGUGGCUCUGGAGCUUGUAUCAUCAACACUUGGGUGUGCGACGGCUACGCUGACUGUCCUGAUGGCAGCGAUGAGCUGGGAUGUCCCACAGCAGCUAAUGGCUCUGUGACGCUGGCUCCAGUCCCCACCCAGGCCCCUCCUCCCCUGCCCGCCCCUGGCCGUUGCAGUCGGGGCCAGUUCCUGUGUCGCAGACCCCCCCACUGCAUCCCCGACUGGCAGCGCUGUGACGGCCAGCUCCACUGCCAGGACGGCUCUGACGAAGCCCACUGCCCCACUCGGGGGCCUCUGUUCUGCAUUAAUGGGACUCGCUGCUCUGAUGGUGAGGCCUGUGUGCUGGACAGUGAGAGGUGUGACGGCUUCCUGGACUGCUCCGACCACAGCGACGAGGACAACUGCACCCUGGACACCCUGGCAUACAAAGUCCAGAAUCUGCAGUGGACACCAGACUUCUUGGGUGCCAUCACCCUGACCUGGUCCCGCCCCAAAAACCUCCCUCUGGACUCCUGUUACUUCCUUAUAUACUACAGGCUUGUUGGCACCCAGCAGUGGACCAUUAUGGACACUCACAGCAACAAGACCAGCUACAAACUGACUGUGCUGAAACCCGACACCACUUACCACGUCAAGGUGCUCACUCAGUGUCUCAGCAAGCUGCAUAAGACCAACGAGGUCAUCACCGUCAGGACACCAGAGGGAUUGCCCGACCCGCCCAGGAACCUGCAACUGUCAUGUGAUAACGGCGAGGACGGGACGGUGGAGGUGUCCUGGAGCCCUCCUGACAAAGGACACGGCCUCAUCAGAGAGUAUAUUGUUGAGUACAGUGAAGGAGGUCCUGACUGGACGUCACAGAAAUGCACCAAAACCAACACUGAGGUGAAGGAGCUGCAGCCUGACACUCUGUACAGGUUCAGGGUGGCAGCAGUGACCAGUCGAGGUGUGGGCAACUGGACCGAGGUAAAAUCCAUCACCCCCAAGAAAGCUCUGCCGCCUCCCUCUGUGAUCGCUGACAGCAUCACCACUGAUUCCAUGAGCCUUUCGUUCAGCUUCAACUCCCAAUACGAGGUGAAGCAGUAUGUAGUGAUUCUGUCCUGGCAGUUUGACAAACACAUCAAGGAGAGCAAGAAUUACACAGUCAGAGAGAGGAUCCUCAAAGCCACAAACCUGACAGCAGGGACGAUAUACGAGGUGGCUGUGUGGGCUCACACCAGUAUAGGAGACAGUCCCACCGCCCUGUCCCAUCAUCAGACCAUCGGCACCCAGCCAGAGGGGCCUGGCCUCAAAGCUCGGGCUCUCAACCAGACAGCUGUGGACUGCAGCUGGACCAUCAGCGGACCCCCUGCUCAGAUGUACGGUGUGUUUUAUGCUACCUCCUUCCUGGACCUGUACCGCAGUCCUCGUCAGGUCAGCAGCACCUCUCUCAGCCUGACGGUCACAGUGGACACUGAUGAACAGUAUCUCUUCCUGGUGCGGGCUGUCUCUCCCUUUCUGGGUCCUCCCUCCGACUACGCAGUGGUGAAAAUGAUCCCCAACGAGAGGCUGCCACCCAGGAACCUCCAUCGAGUGCGAGCGGACAUGACACAGGCCACGCUGAAGUGGCAGCCGCCCUACGAUGCCCCGAACACACCUCUGACAUAUGCGAUCCAUGUGCGGGACGUGAUCCGUAAGGUGGAGCGGGACUACAAGCUGAUCAGCCAGAACAACACAGUUGAGUACCAGCUGAAAGACCUGGAGCCCGGCGGACGAUACAGCGUCUCUGUGCGCCUGCGCAACAUGAGCAAGGAGGCCAGCUUCACUCUCAGCACAGCUCCUCUUCCAGCUCCUGAAGCCCUGAAGAUUUUGACAGAGAAAGACCACGUCUUCCUCUUCUGGAAGAGUCUGGCUGUCAGAGAGAAGGGCUUCAAUGAGAGCAGGGGUUAUGAAGUACAUGUGUAUGACAGUGUGACCAACCAGACGUCCUACCUGGGAAACACCACAGAGACCUAUUUCCGCAUCAGCAGCCUGCUGCUGGGACACAACUACACUUUCUUUGUGCAGGCCCGCUGCCUGCUCAACGGUCAGCUGUGUGGAGAACCUGCGCUGCUGCUCUAUAACCAGCUCACAGCAGGGGCUAGUGAUGCGUCUCGUGGAGAGGGCCACUCAGGAGACAUGGCAGCGGUGGUGGUCCCCGUCCUCUUCCUGCUGCUGCUCGGAGUGUGUGGGGGCUUGGUGGUGCUCUACCUCCGACACCGCCGACUGCAGAACAAUUUUACUGCCUUCGCAAACUCCCAUUACAACUCCCGCCUGGGCUCUGCCAUCUUCUCCUCCGGGGACGAACUGGGUGACGAUGAUGAAGACGCUCCCAUGAUCAGUGGCUUCUCAGACGACGUUCCCAUGGUCAUCGCGUAGCAAGACGUCCCUCCCAUCCCCUAUUUCUCUCCUCCCUUCUCCCCUUCCCUUCUUCUCCCCCCCACUUCCCCUUUUACUCCCCAUCACUCCCCGUCAGUGGCGCGGUGCGAUGGAAUGACGAGGAAACAGGCGGGAAAAUGGCCGCCGUCCCAAAGCUGUUGAUGGGAAACCACCUGAUGAGCAGGAAACAUGAAGAAAAAUGGAAAAGAGAGAAAGAGAUAUUUUUCAAAUAUACAAUGCACUUUUUUUGGAUGCGCAAUAACUUAUUUUUUAUAAUAUUAAAUAUAUAUAUAUAUGGGGUCAUAAAAGGACUGUGAGGAAGAGGUGGACACUGAAGCAAACUGUGAAGGAUUUGAGUUUGUUGUGCGCGCCAGGGAAAGAGAGACCCUAUUUGUAAUGCAAACUCACUAUCCAUAGGAGUGGUUCAUUGCUUAAAGCCAAAAUAAGCAUCCAGAGACUGGAAUAUAGAAUGCAACAACACAAACAUUGAGAAAAAUACAAAUAUAUAGACAAAUGCUGUAUACAAUAUGUACAAAUAGAAAACAUUGGAGCAGUAAAGGUUACACAUUUUGAUGAUAGUACAGGGAGUACUAUAGCAGUUGAUGUAACAGCGGUGCCUAGUGAGAGGCAGUUGGAAGAGUUAACUGUGGAUCAUGUUUCAUCAUUUCCAGAAUCUCAGUUGUUUGUCUAUUCGACUGAUCACCAGUUUAGAGACUGUUGAUUACUGUUAACACAUUGACCGAGUUUUUGACGCUCAGCGCAACCAAACAGCUCAGUGAUUGGAUUUACCAGUGGCACCGUGCCAUGUCCUCAUAGAUACACAUUCAUUUUUCCACCACCAGCACACUGUUGUAUGUCUGUAUGUAGAGGCACCAUGAUAGGAGAGUGUUCCUGGGUUCCCCUCAUAGCAUCGUCGAGCUCAUGAGAACUAUUUGUAAAUACUGGCUUUCUAUAUGUCCUCUCCUUGUAAUGCUGCACCAUGUCAUUCUGUAAAAUGUGUAUUUUUUUUUUUUUUUGGAUAUCGUUCAGGACCACAAAUUAUCGUCCCCAGCAUUUUGCCAUAGCUGUAGUCGUAGAGGAAGUGGGUUCUCAGGGAACUGUGUCAGAGCGGACACCAGCGCAGCACCACCAUCACCAUGGCUUAGGCAGCACUGUCCAUCUGCUGUGGGUGGAAUGACUGGCAGAUGCAGAUUAUUGCCAGUCGUUGUGAUGAAGAGUCAGGCUCAGGCUCACCAUCCAGUUAAAAGAAUUUAAAGGGUUAAUUCAAACAAAAAUCAUUUAAAAAAAACAUGUUUUAACUGACCGUUGUAGUAUCUAGUAAUGCAGAUAGUUUUGAUUGUAUUUCUUUGGUUUUUAGAUAUCUGUCUGUGAGAUUUCAGUGGCAACAUGUCUUUCCAGAAACAGCUUGUUUGCUAAGAGAGACUGGACUAGUUUCUGAUGAAAGCUCAUUCCCCUAAAACAUGCUGACGCUGUGUCUUUUAUUCUUAGUUUUACACCAAAUAGUGGCACAAUUAAUUUGGAUAAACUUUUGAAACCGAUCUCACUGGACGCUUUUGAUCUAACCACGACAGACAACCAGGUUAGCUUGUAAUCCAGCUCAGAAAAAUAAAUGGAUACAUCAACACAUUUUAAAACAUAUGGCAGCUCGCUGCUAGCCUAACAGUUAGCCUGGUCACCAACCAGACAGAAAUUUAACGCAGUUUAGUUUAAUGUGCAAUAUGUAAGAAUUGGCCACCUGUCAAAUAUUCAAAACAAACAGGGGGCAGAGUAUAACCAGAGAAAACACCAACUGCUGCCAAGUGAAGCUGGCAGUGUGGACUGGGAUUCUGACAUGAUGAACCUUUAGGACGUGUAUUGAUUUGCAAACCAUACUGCAUCUCUUUAAUGAAGCAGGUGAAACACAUGGAACUGGAUCUUUUAUUGACAAAUCUGUUUUACAAGGAUACAGAGGUGCUUAUCGUUAAAAUUCUUUCUGGCAUGUCAGUAAAAUGCAAUUACAGACAGGAAUCAAAAUGUCCACAAAUGUAAAUAUUCUCUUUUGUCAUAUCAAACAGAAAAGCAGUAAAUACUGUAAUUAUUUGGCUUUUUCUGUUUUUGGUCUAAAAAUGAUUGAAAUGAUCUUUAUAUUUAGUGAUCUUACUGUGUCAAUCAACUGAUUGUGUCAGCAGCAGAUUUUCUUUGCGUUCAGGGGUGAAGCCACAUAUCAAAUUGAUUAUACAUCUGUAUCUAAGGGUCUCUCAAUUAAAACACUGAAAACAGAAGAUGUAGUUUGGUGACGUGAAAAGGAUCAUGGGAGUGGUUUUCCUCACUGUUCAACAGCCGCCAUCAUAGGCUGCGUCCCUCGCUCUUUAACGUAUCUUCUGAUGUUUCCGUUGAAGUAACUGUCAGGCAACUAAACAAAACUCAUCGCUACCAUGAAUAAAAUUAUGGAUUUCUCUGGUUUGAACAUCUGUGGAGACAUUAUAGUACUCAACACGAAUUAAAUGCAGUCAUUUAAGCAUAUCUUUAAACUGAAUUAAUUCUGGUCUGCGGUUACAAUGGUCCCCGAACAGGGACACUGUUUCUGGAAAGUCUUAAAAUGUCAUUUUGAAUGUUUGAUAAUGUUGGUAAACUGCAUGGCUAGACAACUACAAGGGGUACGUGACGAAACAUGUACUUUUUGCGAUGUGGAUGGUUUCUUUAAGGUACGGUGACACCACUCUUUGGUACCAGUCCAUAGAACAGAGAUAAUGAGGAUGUUGUCUCUCUGUAUAUACAGAAUCUAAGUGUUGCACGUCUGUAAUUGUAUCAACACAGAAACCAUCUUGGGGAAUCAUCGUCUUUGUUCGGCUCCUGCUCCCCCACCACCCCUCACCUGACUCUGUACUGUAGUCUAUUAACUGAUUUGUGUUUUGCCUCUCGGCUUGAGCCAUUUGAACGGAUGGUGUUCUGCUUUCUAUCGACCUUGUUCGUGUUUUGUUUUGUAAAGAUGUCUUCAUGAAUGUAUUUUAUAUCUGUACUUUUUAAGGUACUGUCCCAGCUCAUUAUGCUACUAUCACCACCUGUGAAGUUAAUGCACACUCAGAUUUUGCCCUCGCUCCAGUGGAAUAGUAAACCCAUCCCGAAGAUAACAGACUUCUCUGUUGUCGCUCUGUAGACUGGCUUCUGCAGACAAACUGUAGCUGUUACAACCCGAAUCCAAUUUCCUAACCCAGAGCAACCAGCCGUUUUUGUCAGGUAGAGCCCAGAUGCCUCCUAAAUCAGAUUUAUUUCAUCACCUCUUUCUUCCCCGGAUCUUUUAAUGGUGUCUGUACUGACAUUUAAGGUUUCCUCAAGGCUUGAGCUUAACUUGACGCAGCUCCUCUCACCCUGUUCAUGACCUACUUUGUUCUGUUUUCUUGGCCUUAAAAAACAGAUUUUCUGGCAUUAAUGCUGUGUUUUCUGCUCUGUGGGUUUUCUGAUGUUUCUGUUCUGCCACAUAAUGCCUUAUUAGAACACAUUGGGUUUUAAUGUAAUGUACUGUUUGUAUGAUAGAACACAAGUGCACAUGCAUGCGUACACAUGCAUACACACAGUCACACGGACACACACACUCGGCCCGUACACAAGGCGAAGGAGGCUGAAGUGGAGAUAACUGUUAGGGCAUUUGGUUAAUUUUGUCAGAUCACUGCUCUUUUCUGUGUCGGCUGCUGUAAGCCAGCCACUUACUCUCUUUUUAGUCAGGUUUUACAUGUACAAAGUAUAAUUAUUGGUUAUUAUGUGACCGUUUGCUCCCCACUUGUCUUAAUGUCAACUCUUGUCAAAUAGUUUGCUUCAAAAUGUCAUUGGGCACAGAGUUUUAUCAUGUUGGACUUGGCCAUGUUUGAAGAUGUUAAUGUUUUGCUUGCUUAUCUCGGAGGUUUAAGAACGAUGAGAUGUUUGGAGAAACAGUGUGAGGUGUUUUAAAAACCACUUAUACUGAAAUAAACUUGCUGAAAAUCAA
Molecule: messenger RNA, 12041 nt
Organism: Acanthopagrus latus (yellowfin seabream)
Lineage: Eukaryota; Metazoa; Chordata; Actinopteri; Spariformes; Sparidae
Gene: sorl1
Product: sortilin-related receptor, L(DLR class) A repeats containing
Exons: 48
Coding region: 1373-8080 (2235 amino acids)
Biological process (GO): protein retention in Golgi apparatus; protein targeting to lysosome; post-Golgi vesicle-mediated transport
Cellular component (GO): Golgi apparatus; membrane
Molecular function (GO): protein binding
Source: RefSeq, a predicted model, not a curated record